Molecule: messenger RNA, 2371 nt
Organism: Asterias rubens (European starfish)
Lineage: Eukaryota; Metazoa; Echinodermata; Asteroidea; Forcipulatida; Asteriidae
Product: solute carrier family 35 member E3-like
Exons: 8
Coding region: 452-1534 (360 amino acids)
Cellular component (GO): Golgi apparatus
Molecular function (GO): antiporter activity; nucleotide-sugar transmembrane transporter activity
Source: RefSeq, a predicted model, not a curated record
UGUAAAACUAGCUGCCGACUGCAUUCGUGUGUGUUACUUUGACACCGGUGUCGUCGAAAUUCCAGCUUCAACCAGCAAAACUAAACUCUAGUCUUAAUCAUAUCUGAAUGGACACUGGACACAAACAACAAAACGGUAUAUAUACAUUAGAGGAGGGGUCAUUUUGAAGAGAUUAAAUUGUUAAAUGAAGCUGCGUUCUAAAAACUCGAUCUACAGACUGCGUACACUUUUCUUUUUGCUCUGGUUCUGACUUGAAUCCCUGGAAACGAAGUGCACGACGAUCCGUUGACCGACAUACCACCACCAGCAACUAAACCGGAAAUUUUUUACGAGUUCUUACCGAAGAUAAACACUUGAGUUCUGUGAUUGCAAAAAGGCUUGAGGAAAGGAAACGUCCAUUCAUGAAAAUCUCGUUGUCGUCUCUGCUCUAAAACAAACCGUUUUCGCCAAGAUGGUGGACUCCAAACCGAGCAGCCUUAUCAUCGCCCUCAGCCUGGGCAUCAAUCUCGGCUCGUCGAUCAUGAUUGUCUUCCUCAACAAAUGGAUUUACGUCCAUCACAGCUUUCCGAAUAUGACGCUGACGUGCAUCCACUUCCUCAUGACGUCCCUAGGAUUAUGGAUCUGCCAACGUUGCGGCAUCUUCAACCCCAAGUAUCUUCCGUUUCGCAGCAUGGUGCCAUUGAGUUUGACCUUCUGCGGGUUUGUCGUCUUCGCUAAUCUGUCGCUGCAGAACAACACGGUUGGCACGUACCAACUCGCUAAGGCCAUGACAACGCCGUGCAUCCUCGUUAUUCAAACGUUGUUUUAUGAUAAGACGUAUUCAACCAAGAUUAAACUCACAUUGAUACCGAUUACAUUAGGUGUGAUUACAAACUCAUGUUAUGACGUCCGCUUCAAUGUCAAAGGAACUAUGUAUGCAGUACUUGGUGUCUUAGUAACAUCGCUCUACCAAGUGUGGGUUGGAAGCAAGCAGAAAGAGUUCCAAGUAAACUCCAUGCAGUUAUUAUACUACCAAGCCCCACUGUCUGCAUGCAUUCUGGCUGUAACUGUGCCAUUCUUUGAGCCUGUCUUUGGAGCUGGUGGUGUAUUCAGUGCAUGGGAACCCAACGCAAUUUAUCUUGUCCUGGUAUCCGGUUGUGUGGCGUUCUCAGUCAAUUUGUCCAUCUACUGGAUUAUUGGUAAUACGUCGCCAGUAACAUACAACAUGGUCGGUCAUUUGAAAUUCUGCCUAACAUUGUUAGGGGGAUUUCUGCUGUUUGGCGACACUCUGCAGUUUAAUCAACUAGUCGGUGUCUCGUUAACGCUGAGUGGCAUCAUUGUUUAUACACACUUCAAGGUUAAGGAACAGGAAGAAGCUGAUAAACUCCUCAAACCCUAUCUGCCCCUGAGCCUGGGAUCUCCCCAUGGACAACAUUUUGAGGAUGGUUGGCCGAAGCACACUGAAUUAACAAGUGCAAAUGAGAGCGAGAGUCGGUCAGAAAUGGAAGUAAUGACGGGUGUAGAAGUUGAGAAAAGUAGCGGACAACAAACGUAAAGCAAAUUCGCCGACCAACGAUUGACCACUGCCCAGCAAGCAGCGAUGUACAUGCGCAGUGAUACACUUACUCAAACGACUCAUUUGGGAACCUAGUCAACCAUUUUUAUCUUGGUAUUUAUCACUUCCAUCGCCUGGCAGCCUUUUCGAUUCAUCAUAAUUGUAUUUCUAAUUCAAGCAUCUUGUUUUCAAGUUUUAAAUUGGUAGGUAUAAAAGGUGAUUUCGUAUGCGAUAAUAAUCAUGCUAAACCAAAAAGUACCUAUGUUUAUUAUCAGAGAAUAAUUUUUGUAAGUUUAACGAAACUAAUUACAGAAAUUCCAGAUUUCGAUCCGAAUUUAGACUUUUUUUAAGGCAAAGUAUAACUUUUGGUUUUUGGAAAUAUAAACAAAUACAAUGAAACUAAACUGUGACAGUUUUGCUUCCAAAGAUGGUAGCGUUUUUAAAAUGUUGCCCAAUAUCUGGAGCGGUUAUAAAUGUCCACAGAGGAAGAAUAAUCUGUAAUUGGAAAACCCAAUCUGAGAAAAACUUCAUGCAGAACUGUUUCUCAGAUUGGAAUGUUUUUGAAUCCCUCUCUCUAAAACCACAUCCUUUUGACGGGAAUUGUUUAUCAAAGUGUUUUACACCAACAGCUGCUUUGCUUCUCACCAAGUAAGUUUUUAUCUUUAGUAAGUUUGUAUCUUUAUUUGUUUUUGGAUUAUUACCAAAGGUAUAUACAUUUACACUGGUGAAGAGAAUCAAGCAUCAUUUGUUCCUUUAUAUAAAGAAAUCUGCUCUUUGAUCUACGUCGCCAGACACACAAGGCCUGAAGGCCACUCAAGGUGUGGGCUACAAUUUUUU